CUAGGUAGCAGAAUUUGAAGGGGUAGCAGGAAUUGGCAGACACCGUGUUUCCAUCUUUGUGCCAUUCAAGUGAACGUGGAGGACUUUGCCGAUAUCAGGGCCAACUUUCCACAACAAAGUGGAACCGCCUCUGUAUGGCAGAGAAAAAGCGAUUCACGCAGAUCGAGGAAAAAACGUUGUUUAUGGAGUCUCUUGGCCUGUCCUUGACUCCAGCCUUCAAGAGGAGAAAGAAGCCAGGCCAAGGGAGAGUAUGCUCACCUGAAGAGACAGACUCUGAGGAAGAGGAGCUGUGGACCUCUGGAUUGACCGCAGGUGCUGGAGUGUGGGAGCCACCAAUAGUCAGACAGGGGUCUCUACAACAGCCCAGUACGUCAGAUGCAGUUUCUGUGCAGAGUCUCUCAGGGCGGGGCAGGAGUGACCAGGAGGUCUCUGGAGGGACCAUUCCUGCUCAUCCAGAGACCGACCCCACCAGAGCAGGAGCAGAGAGGGGCUCUGCAGUCCAGGAGGAGGUCUCAUUAGUUAUCUACCAAAAACCGGAAGUACCUAAGGAUGACGACUACUUCUUCUGUGAUGAGUGUAGGACCUUCUUCCUCGAAGAGUGCGAGGUCCACGGCCCUAUCUUGUUCAUGGCUGAUCGCCCCGUUGCUGUCGGAGAGAAAGACAGAGCCAAGAAGACGCUGCCCGCUGGGUUUGAGAUCAGAGAUCCUGGGAUCCCAGGGGCCGGUCUAGGGGUGUUUUACUGUGGAGACGGUGGCCUUCCCAUUGGAACACACUUUGGACCCUACGAAGGACACAGGACCGAUGAAGAGGGAGCCCUGGAGAGUGGAUACUCUCGGGAGAUCUACGAGAGCAGACACAAUGAAUACAUUGAUGCAAGGAGAGAGACACAUUCUAACUGGAUGAGGUAUGUCAAGUGUGCUCGUAAUGAAGUGGAACAGAACCUAAUAGCGUUUCAGUGCAAAGGAGGGAUUCUGUAUCGCUCCUGUUGCUUCGUGACCUCAGGAGAAGAGCUCUUGGUCUGGUAUGGGGACGAAUACGCCAGACAUCUGGGAAUCGGAUUUGAUCAACUGUGGAGCUCUACUAAAGGAGGGAAAUCCCAGCUGACUCCAGCACAGGCUUUCCCCUGUCCCGAGUGUCCGUUCUCCUACACGUCUCAGGUCUUCCUCCACAUACACAUGAAGAGGAGCCAUGGUGACCUGAACGACAGACAGCUGAAGAGCGGAGAAAUCAAGGUGGAGCCUAGUCUCCUCCCAUACGUCGCAGCCUCCUCUCAAGAACCAAUCGGAGCCUCCCCGGGAACCGUCCAAAGGACAAGUCAGAUUCCAGCAGAAGGAGCCAGACGCCACAGUUGUGAGCAGUGCAGGAAAACCUUUAGUCGCUCUUAUACUCUGAAGAGUCACCAGCGCAUCCACACGGGAGAGAAACCUUACCACUGUCAACAGUGUGGGAAAACCUUUAGUCGCUCUUAUACUCUGAAGAUUCACCAGCGCAUCCACACGGGGGAGAAACCUUACCACUGUCAACAGUGUGGGAAAACAUUUAGUACAUCUGGUAAUCUGAGGCUUCACCAGCGCAUCCACACGGGAGAGAGACCAUACCACUGUCAACAGUGUGGGAAAACAUUUAGUACAUCUGGUAAUCUGAGGCUUCACCAGCGCAUCCACACGGGAGAGAGACCAUACCACUGUCAACAGUGUGGGAAAACAUUUGGUAAAUAUAAUACUCUAAAGUUUCACCAGCGCAUUCACACGGGAGAGAAACCAUACAACUGUCAACAGUGUGGGAAAACAUUUGGUCGAUCUAGUACUCUGAAGAAACACCAACAACUUCACAAAGGAGUCUCCACCCAAACAAUCGUGUGAAGAAACAAAAUGGUUCCCAGACAUUGUCAUUAUAAUCAAAUAAAAAAAUGGUUCAUCCUGUUUUUGUGAUGGUUUUGAAUAAAGUUUUUUGCCUAAGAUCUACCUGAUUUUGAGUUCACCUUUUGCCUUCUCUGUUGGACUUUUUGCCCUUUUUGGAUUUUGCCCACGUUUUGGAAUUUUGUGAUCUUCUGUGUUUUCGCCCAAAGACUUUGUUAUAAUAAACCACAUUUCAGAUUUGCAGAUCCGGGCUCGAUCCCCAACUCUUGACAUUUUUAUGUUUAAAGGGCACAUGAACGGUUUUAAUUGUUUAUCUGAUCAACUUCAUGUAUUUAUUUAUAUUCACGUCUGUAUGAGUGAAGGUUUUUACCUUAAAAAAUUUGCUGAAGAAAAAUAGUUGGAGAGAACAUGUUGCUAACUAAAUUAUUUAUGACGACGUCAGUAAGGUAGGCCUCGUAGAUCUCACGUUAUUUUUACAUUUAUUGCAUUUUAUUUAAAUAAUUAUCCUGUAAAGAUGCAAAUAAAAUCGGAUAUCCAGUGUUGAGAUGUCGGUUUUGUCUGGAUAAAAUAGAAGCAGUCCGACAUGUUGGUGAAU
This is a messenger RNA of Gadus macrocephalus (Pacific cod), 2454 nucleotides long. RefSeq names its product histone-lysine N-methyltransferase PRDM9-like. The record is from RefSeq and is a predicted model, not a curated record. The transcript has 11 exons. NCBI's taxonomy places the organism in Eukaryota, Metazoa, Chordata, Actinopteri, Gadiformes, Gadidae. The coding region runs from base 135 to 1862 and encodes 575 amino acids. Gene Ontology annotation, cellular component: nucleus. Gene Ontology annotation, molecular function: protein binding; histone methyltransferase activity.